GAUCAGCGUCACAGCAAUUGAAUUCCCCAAUCAAAGAUGGCGGCGACGUAUUGGCGAAAAGACAAGGAUAGUCACGCGCGGCUGGUGACGUGGCCGGUGCACGCAAUGAUGGCGGCGCGCUGAAGUGCUUGUGCAUGUUGAGGAGUGUGCUUUUCUCGUUUGUCCGGCUUCCAGCCCUCGCUACGUUUUGCUGCCAUUCGAGGAAUAUGGGGAAUCCCAGGAAUCAUUUACCGGACAGAUGGACAGAAUACACUUCACUUGGAAAGCGCAUCCCCGGCACACGUUUUAUUGCUUUUAAGGUCCCUUUAAAAAAAAUAUUCAAUUGCAGGAUUGAGUCGUGGCAGAGAUUCUCAUCAGCCGACCUCAUCAGGGACAUCCAAGCCCAGGACGAGGAACUGGGACUGAUCAUUGAUUUAACAUGUACCACUCGAUACUACUCUCCAGAGGAGUUACCAGAAUCACUACAUUAUGCAAAGAUUUUCACAGUUGGGCAUGAAGUGCCGAGUGAUGAAACCAUCUUUCAGUUCAAAUCCAUUGUAAACCAGUUCCUAGAGGAAAAUUCAAGCAAUGAUAAAUUAAUUGGCGUUCACUGUACUCAUGGUUUAAACAGGACUGGCUACUUGGUGUGCAGGUACCUGAUUGAUGUGCUUGGCAUGGAGCCCUCAGAUGCCAUAGAAAAGUUUAAUCAGAGCCGCGGACACUGCAUAGAACGCAAGAAUUAUUUAGAUGACCUGAUGCAUGGAGACGUGAGAAGUAACGCUGAAUGCGAUGAACCACAGUUGCCUCGACCCAAAUACCAGCAGAAAAUUCCAAAUGUAAAUAAUCCUUCAGUGCCUCCAUGUCCACCCCCGCAUCAUCGACCAGAUCAGCCCCGGUUUUCUAGGUUUGGAAAUCCCACGGAUGCACCUUGGAUACCAGAAUCCAGACCCAGAUUUGUACACCCACCCAGGCACAACAUGCCACGGCCAAUGUACAAUGAUCCAUCCAUGGAUUACAACAGUCGCAGGUAUCCCAGAGACGAUGAUUGGCAGCAGUUAGACCAAUGGAACCCCCAUCCAUACCAUUAUGGCAACCAACAAUCAAGAAAUCCCAAUGGUCAUCAACCACCAUCUAGAUAUUCCAAUGGCAACCAAACACCACCAAGAUCUGCCAACACCCCCCGAGGCUCUGCUUCUUGGCGAACUGAAGGCAAUGAUUCUUACAGAAGGCAUCCAGCAAGAGGCAUGAAAACUCGAAAAUACUGACAAUUACACAGUUUUAAAGGGAUCAUUUCCAACUGAUUACUUUUAGUCCUAUAUAUAUAUAUAUAUAUAUAUACAUUUUAAAAUAAUGCACUAUUUAUAGCAAUCCAGUAAGUUCAGCAGGGGAGCACACACUAGUCAGAGCAGUUGAAAUCUAGAUCUCGGCAGCGUAACACACUGGGGGUCAUUUAUCAACACUGGGCAAAUUUGCCCUUGGGCAAUAACACAUAGCAACCAAUCACAUUGCUGCUUUAAUUGUUCUACUUGCAACUGGCUUUAAAAAGCUAAUCACUGAUUGGUUGCUAUAGGUAACUGCCCCUAGGCAAAUUUACCCGGUGUUGAUAAAUGAGUCACAAUGUGCUGCUCAGAAUUCCCUUUCAAUCAUGGGUACAUAAAAUGCAUUGCAAAAGUAUUGAGGCAUUUGACCAAUUCACAAAAUUUACUAAAAACCACCAAAGCUGAAUUGUUUUCUGUGAUAUUUCUUUUGAAGCAGUAAAGCUCAAGUGUUUUUAUUUUUUAA
Messenger RNA from Xenopus laevis (African clawed frog), 1761 nucleotides. RefSeq names its product dual specificity phosphatase 11 S homeolog (gene dusp11.S). Gene Ontology annotation, cellular component: nucleus. NCBI's taxonomy places the organism in Eukaryota, Metazoa, Chordata, Amphibia, Anura, Pipidae. The record is from RefSeq and is a predicted model, not a curated record. Gene Ontology annotation, molecular function: hydrolase activity; polynucleotide 5'-phosphatase activity; protein tyrosine phosphatase activity. Bases 135 to 1244 code for a protein of 369 amino acids. The transcript has 11 exons.